AUGCUCGGCCAGGUACCGUGCGUCUCGCAAGCGCUCAACUUCACCACGUGUGCCGUGUCUAACCUGACUUCGGCAUGCCUGUGCUACGAUAAGCCAUACAUUAGCGUCCUCCGUAGCUGCGUGCGCGCUUCCUGCGAUCUGGAUCAGGCGUAUCGUGAGAAAGAUCCCUUUCCUAUCUCCUCUUUCCCUCGAUACCGGUUCAUCGACAUGCAUGUAUCACACCUUCUUGCUAAGAACGUGACGUGGACGCGAUGCGGGUUCCCAUAUCACCAUCAGACAGGAACUGUGGCCGGCAGGGUCAGUCUGGUGGUAGGAACCGCCCUCUUCGUCGUUGUGCGGUUGCUCGCCAAGGUUCUAAGAUUGUCGUCGUGGGGACCGGAUGAUGUGACGUUGAUGAUUGGAUAUUUCUUCUCACUGGGGUUCGCUAUCUCCAAGUUUCAUGGUAGCUUCCCCCAGAUUCCGGGCUUGAUUGUACACCUCGUCGUUGACACCCUUCCAGGUUUCCAGCUCGGUAUUGGCCGUGAUGUAUGGGCGCUAUCAUACGAUGAGAUAACCCGCUUCAUGCAGGUCUUCUUCGCUUUCGAGGUGAUCUACACCCUCAGCAUCUCGGCCCUCAAGGCCUCGAUCCUCUUUUUCUACAUCCGCGUCUUCAGCAUGGUCAGCAGCACGUUCACCAUGGUGCUAUGGGCCACGCAGGCCUUCAACCUCGCUUUCUGCAUCGCCUUCACUGUCGCGAACUUGAACCAAUGCCGGCCCUUCAGUAACGCCUGGGAGGCAUGGGACGGCAAACACCCGGGCUACUGCAUCAACGUAUACGCCAUGUUUAUUUCGCACGCCGCCAUCAACAUCGCCCUAGAUGUGUGGAUGCUCGUGCUGCCGGUCACACAGAUCCUUUGGCUCAACUUGAGGAAGAGGCAGAAGGCGGAGAUCGUGUCCAUGUUCGGGCUCGGCGUGUUUAUCACAAUCGUCAGUGCCAUUCGACUCAGAGUAUUGAUUAGCCUAGAGGGCUUCAAGGACCCUACUUACGAUGCUUUCUACCUCCACAUGUGGUCAUACAUAGAACUUUCUGUGGGAGUCAUUGUCGCUUGUCUUCCGUCCACCCGCCAGCUGUGGCGACACCUGGUGCCCAAACUCCUACGAUUUAUAGGACUGGGGCCGCCAUUGCACCAGAACCAAGCACGGCACGAAGACUCGACCAGAAGGCUCAAAGACAUACUCUUCAUGAGCACCACACAAGAUAAGGCGAUUCCGGCAGAGGGCACGGAGAGCGCGGACGCGCCAUCGUCGUAUCGCACGCGGUCAGGUUGA
Messenger RNA from Colletotrichum destructivum, 1308 nucleotides. Its product is annotated as Putative extracellular membrane protein, CFEM. The coding region runs from base 1 to 1308 and encodes 435 amino acids. Lineage: Eukaryota; Fungi; Ascomycota; Sordariomycetes; Glomerellales; Glomerellaceae. The transcript is spliced from 6 exons. The record is from RefSeq and is a predicted model, not a curated record.